Cynocephalus volans (Philippine flying lemur) is the source of this 3157-nucleotide messenger RNA. RefSeq names its product staufen double-stranded RNA binding protein 2 (gene STAU2). The record is from RefSeq and is a predicted model, not a curated record. Gene Ontology annotation, biological process: protein localization to synapse; anterograde dendritic transport of messenger ribonucleoprotein complex; intracellular mRNA localization. Bases 335 to 2161 code for a protein of 608 amino acids. The transcript is spliced from 17 exons. Gene Ontology annotation, molecular function: double-stranded RNA binding; mRNA binding. NCBI's taxonomy places the organism in Eukaryota, Metazoa, Chordata, Mammalia, Dermoptera, Cynocephalidae. Gene Ontology annotation, cellular component: neuronal cell body; plasma membrane; neuron projection.
AGCCGGCGGCGGCGGCGGCGGCCGAGCGGGGUCAGUUCUCUGUAGUGUUUGCCAAUGUUGGAGCUGUCUGCAAAGUGUCCCUGGCAAGAAGUUUUUGGAGCCGUGAGGGAUACAGCAGUUUGGUCAAUAUUGUCUUAACAUGCUUCAGAUAAAUCAGAGAUAAUCAGUGCUAACAUUUUGGGGUGUAUACUUCUAGAUUUUUUUCUAUACAGUAGGCUCCUACUAUUCCAGCCACCAAAUUGACUUGAAGCCUAUUUCAAAAUAUCUUCAGUGAUGACAUUCUUAGGUCUCUUGAAAAUGUAUACCUAUGUAACAUUCUUCUCUCCAAGAUAAAAUGGCAAAUCCAAAAGAAAAAACUCCAAUGUGUCUGGUAAAUGAGUUAGCCCGUUUCAAUAGCGUCCAACCCCAGUAUAAACUUCUGAAUGAAAGAGGGCCUGCUCAUUCAAAGAUGUUCUCAGUGCAGCUGAGUCUUGGUGAACAGACAUGGGAAUCCGAAGGGAGCAGUGUAAAGAAGGCCCAACAAGCUGUUGCUAAUAAAGCUCUGACUGAAUCCACGCUUCCCAAACCGGUUCAGAAACCACCCAAAAGUAAUGUUAAUAAUAACCCAGGCAGUAUAACUCCAACUGUGGAACUGAAUGGGCUUGCUAUGAAAAGGGGAGAGCCUGCCAUCUACAGGCCAUUAGAUCCAAAGCCAUUCCCAAAUUAUAGAGCUAAUUACAACUUUCGGGGAAUGUACAAUCAGAGGUAUCAUUGCCCAAUGCCUAAGAUCUUUUAUGUUCAGCUGACGGUAGGAAAUAAUGAAUUUUUUGGGGAAGGAAAGACUCGACAAGCUGCUAGACACAAUGCUGCAAUGAAAGCCCUUCAAGCACUGCAGAAUGAACCUAUUCCAGAAAAAUCAUCUCAGAAUGGCGAGUCAGGAAAAGAAACGGACGACGACAAAGAUGCAAAUAAGUCUGAGAUCAGCUUAGUGUUCGAGAUUGCUCUCAAGCGAAAUAUGCCUGUCAGUUUUGAGGUUAUCAAAGAAAGUGGACCACCACAUAUGAAAAGCUUUGUUACUCGAGUGUCAGUGGGAGAGUUUUCUGCAGAAGGAGAGGGAAAUAGCAAAAAACUCUCCAAGAAGCGUGCUGCAACCACUGUCUUACAGGAACUUAAAAAACUUCCACCUCUUCCUGUGGUGGAAAAGCCAAAACUGUUUUUUAAAAAACGCCCUAAAACAAUAGUAAAGGCUGGACCAGAAUAUGGUCAAGGAAUGAACCCUAUUAGCCGCCUGGCUCAAAUUCAACAGGCCAAAAAGGAAAAGGAGCCAGAUUAUGUUUUGCUUUCAGAAAGAGGAAUGCCUCGACGUCGAGAAUUUGUGAUGCAGGUCAAGGUAGGCAGUGAAGUUGCUACCGGAACAGGACCUAAUAAAAAGAUAGCCAAAAAAAAUGCUGCAGAAGCAAUGCUGUUACAACUUGGUUAUAAAGCAUCUACUAGUCUUCAAGAUCAACUUGACAAGACAGGGGAAAACAAAGGAUGGAGUGGUCCAAAGGCUGGAUUUCCUGAACCAACAAAUAACACUCCAAAAGGAAUUCUUCAUUUGUCUCCUGAUGUUUAUCAAGAGAUGGAAGCCAGCCGCCACAAAGUAAUCUCUGGCAAUACUCUAGGCUAUUUGUCACCCAAAGAUAUGAACCAACCUUCAAGCUCUUUCUUCAGUAUAUCUCCCACAUCGAAUAGUUCAGCUACAAUUGCCAGGGAACUCCUUAUGAAUGGAACAUCUCCUACAGCUGAAGCCAUAGGUUUAAAAGGAAGUUCUCCUACUCCCCCUUGUUCUCCAGUACAACCUUCAAAACAACUGGAAUAUUUAGCAAGGAUUCAAGGCUUUCAGGUUCACUACUGUGAUAGACAAAGUGGCAAAGAGUAUGUGACCUGUCUGACAUUAGCCCCUGUGCAGAUGACUUUCCAUGCUAUUGGAAGCUCCAUUGAAGCCAGCCAUGACCAGGCAGCUUUAAGUGCCUUGAAACAAUUUUCUGAACAAGGAUUGGAUCCAAUCGAUGGGGCAAUGAAUAUUGAAAAAGAUUCUCUUGAAAAACAAGCCAAGCAUCUGAGAGAGAAAGCAGACAAUAACCAGGCACACCCAGGCUCCGUUGCUCAGGACUGCAAGAAAUCAAAGCCGGCCAUCUAGCAGCUCCCUGGGCCCACGGCUGCCACCGCAUCCUUAUAAACCUGUCAGCACGCAUGAGGGUGUCUGUGUUCAAGGAAAUGAAUGACUAAUACCAUUAUUUGAGUCUUAUGUGAAGACAACACUAUUCUAACACAACAGAUAAUGUACAUGGUCCUGUUUAUUCAACUGGGGAAAAAUAAAACUUUGAGCAUUUCCCUUGGAACUUGAGAUCAGAUCAUAACUCAUUUGCCCAGAGGCAGCAGAAAUCUGAUCCUGCUACUGGAGCUUAAAAUAACAAUUAAUGAAAAGUGUUAGAAACAGAACUAAAAACGUUAAAUGAUUAAUAGAGAAGUUGGAUUUGGUUCUGUUAUGAUUGUUUCGUCGUGGAGCUUGUGUUCAGUUAUUUUCUCUCUCUUGUUUUAAAUAAUGCUUGACAGUUCAAAAAUUAACCACUGACUGUGCUGUGGAAUGUGAUGGUUGUUGUCUUCAUAGAGAGUCACAUGGUUUCUCUUUUUAUGCAGAUAUUUGUAAUCUUCAUCCUAUAUUAAUAUGAAUAACUGGAAGGUGCACUACGCAAAGUUGUAUGCAAACAAACAUGUUUUAAAUCAGGUCAGAUAUUUGAUUAAAAAAUAUGAAAUAACGUUAGGAGCAAGUAGUUUCCAUAUACUCCAGGAAUUUAAAACAAAAACAAAACAAAGCAGUUCUGAGUUUUGAGCUCCAUAAUACUAUCAGCAACUAAAGAGGCGGCUUGCCUCUGUACCUCGUUUUCCUGCGUUCUACUCCUUGUGGCAAUCACGCCCACCCCCAUCUGUGUGUUAUAGCCACUCACUGUUUGCAUCAGGAGUGUGUUUAGGAACUGCCUCUGGACUUAGGACAGUGAGGCGACUCCAGUAUGUAACGUACAUGGUGGGGAAGGAAAGCUUGUUGGAGGAGCUUGUAGCCAGCCACGCUCUGGACCAGCAUGUUGGAAUCCAGCGUGGAGCAAAUGCAGUAAAAUUUGGUUGGUUUCUGUGUGAA